UCAACCCUUCUUUCCUAAACACACAACCAGUCAACUUCGAAGUCGUUUUUUUGUGUCUAUAUAUUGAGUGUUAGUCCCCUCACACCUCUACUAACUCCAUACACAGAGAGAUAGAGAGAGAUGGUGGUUGCCGGACCAGUUAACGGUGGGUUGGCAAACAUGAAGAGCUUCCCCCUUCAUCUCCUCAAUGGGCGGUGGUUCAUGAUUUUCGCCUCAUUUCUCAUCAUGUCCGCCGCCGGAGCAACCUACAUGUUCAGUCUCUACUCCGGCGACAUCAAAUCGGUGUUGGGGUACGACCAAAGCACCCUCAACCUGCUCAGCUUCUUCAAGGACUUGGGCGCCAACGUUGGCGUCCUCUCCGGCCUAAUCAACGAGGUCACGCCGCCGUGGGUGGUGCUAUCAAUUGGAGCAGUCCUCAACUUUUUCGGCUACUUCAUGAUGUGGCUGGCUGUGACCAAGAGAAUUGCGAGGCCCCAAGUUUGGCACAUGUGCUUGUACAUUUGCAUUGGGGCGAACUCGCAGUCUUUUGCCAACACCGGCUCACUUGUUCCCUGCGUAAAAAACUUCCCCGAAAGUCGCGGCGUUGUGUUGGGGAUUCUGAAGGGAUAUGUGGGGCUUAGCGGCGCUAUAAUCACGCAAUUGUAUCAUGCUCUCUAUGCUGAUGACGCAAAGUCCCUGAUUUUGCUAAUUGGGUGGCUACCGGCGGUGAUAUCUUUAACUUUUCUCCGAACUAUUCGGUACAUGAAGGUCAUUCGGCAGCGGAACGAGCUCAAAGUUUUCUACAAUUUCCUCUAUAUUUCACUUGGGCUUGCUGGGUUUUUGAUGGUUAUGAUUAUAGUACAAAAUAAGGCGGAGUUCACUCAGGGUGAGUACGGUGGGAGCGCCGCCGCGGUGGCUAUCUUGCUCUUUCUCCCGCUUGGUGUUGUUAUUGUGGAAGAGUACAAACUUUGGAAGAGCAAGAAUCUAGAGCUGAUUUCUCCAGCUCCGGCGCCACCCUUGAAAAUAAUCACUGAAGCAGCACCAUCUCUACCAGCACCAAAUUCAGUCACGGAAACGAGCAGAGAAUUAAAGCAACCUUCUUGCUGGAAAACCGCCUUCAGCCCACCGGACAGAGGAGAUGACUACACCAUACUCCAAGCACUUUUCAGCUUGGACAUGGACAUGUUGAUUCUUUUCAUGUCAGCAAUUUGUGGUGUUGGGGGAACUUUAACCGCCAUAGACAACCUGGGACAGAUUGGAUCUUCCUAUGGAUACCCAAAGAAAAGUGUGAGCACAUUUGUGUCUCUUGUAAGCAUUUGGAAUUAUCUAGGAAGGGUAGUGUCGGGAUUUGCCUCGGAAAUUGUACUUAAAAAGUACAAAUUCCCUCGCCCCCUCAUCCUCACUCUCACCCUCCUAUUAUCGUGCGCCGGCCAUCUCCUCAUCGCGUUUAACGUCCCCAACGGACUUUAUGUCGCGUCGGUUAUUAUCGGAUUUUGUUUCGGCGCACAAUGGCCGUUACUCUUUGCAAUAAUUUCGGAGCUUUUCGGCCUAAAGUACUACUCCACUUUGUACAAUUUCGGGUCCGUGGCCAGCCCUAUUGGCCUUUAUUUGCUCAACGUGAAGGUCACUGGAAAUUUAUAUGAUAAAGAGGCUGAGAAGCAAAUGGCGGCGUUGGGGCUCAAAAGGGAGGAUGGGAAGUCGUUGAAUUGUGUUGGGGGAGAUUGCUUCAGAUUGUCUUUCAUUAUAAUUACUGCGGUGACAUUGUUUGGCGCACUUUUUUCCAUCAUUUUGGUGCUCCGGACAAGGAAGUUCUAUAAGAGUGACAUUUAUGAGAAGUUCCGGGAGCAGGCUAAGGAGGCCGAGACGGAGAUGGCGGCGGCCGGAAAUGGCGUCGGACUGUCGGAUGCCAAAGGUGGCUAGAGUUGGCAAUAUUGAGGAUAGGGUUGAGAGAAAGCAAACGAAAUUGCAAGAUAGAUUUAUAGGUAGAAAUGACACUGUAAAAUGAGAUAACGAAGUGGACACACAUAUUUGACCAGUAAAGAAAAUAUCGUAUAAUAGAGGAAUUUUCUUUGGGUUUGUUGUUA
Messenger RNA from Corylus avellana, 2063 nucleotides. RefSeq names its product protein NUCLEAR FUSION DEFECTIVE 4. The record is from RefSeq and is a predicted model, not a curated record. Gene Ontology annotation, cellular component: membrane. Lineage: Eukaryota; Viridiplantae; Streptophyta; Magnoliopsida; Fagales; Betulaceae.